GCGGGGGAGUCUCCGAGCCAGUUCUCGCGGUGCCGGGCGGGCUCGGCCCCUUCCCCGCCCCGGCGGAGCGGUGACUGUGCACGGCGAGCGCCGAGCCGGGCGCGGGGGCAGCCCUCCCGCUCGUGCCCCAGCCACGACAUGGCCACCACCGCCACCUGCACGCGCUUCACCGACGAGUACCAGCUCUACGAGGAGCUCGGCAAGGGAGCCUUCUCUGUGGUCCGUAGAUGUGUGAAGAAAAGUUCAUCACAGGAGUAUGCUGCAAAAAUCAUCAACACCAAAAAGCUGUCAGCCAGAGAUCACCAGAAACUGGAACGAGAAGCUCGAAUCUGCCGACUUCUAAAGCAUCCAAAUAUUGUGCGACUCCAUGACAGUAUUUCAGAAGAAGGUUUCCAUUACCUCGUCUUUGAUCUGGUCACUGGUGGGGAGCUCUUUGAGGAUAUUGUGGCCAGAGAAUACUACAGUGAAGCAGAUGCCAGCCACUGUAUUCAUCAGAUACUGGAGAGUGUGAAUCACAUUCACCAGCAUGAUAUCGUGCACAGGGACUUGAAGCCUGAGAACUUACUACUGGCAAGUAAAUGCAAGGGUGCUGCUGUCAAACUGGCGGACUUUGGCCUGGCAAUAGAAGUCCAGGGAGAGCAGCAGGCCUGGUUUGGGUUUGCUGGCACUCCAGGCUACCUCUCCCCUGAAGUCUUAAGAAAAGAUCCUUAUGGAAAGCCAGUGGAUAUAUGGGCAUGUGGAGUGAUUCUGUACAUAUUACUAGUGGGGUACCCUCCCUUUUGGGAUGAAGAUCAGCACAAACUCUAUCAGCAGAUCAAAGCCGGAGCCUAUGACUUCCCAUCACCUGAGUGGGACACUGUGACUCCCGAAGCAAAGAACUUGAUCAACCAGAUGCUGACGAUAAACCCAGCAAAGCGCAUCACAGCUGACCAGGCUCUCAAACAUCCAUGGGUCUGUCAACGAUCCACUGUUGCUUCAAUGAUGCACAGGCAGGAGACUGUGGAAUGCUUGAGAAAGUUCAAUGCAAGAAGGAAGCUAAAGGGCGCAAUCCUCACCACGAUGCUUGUGUCUCGAAAUUUUUCAGCUGCCAAAAGCCUGCUGAACAAGAAGUCAGAUGGAGUGAAGAAAAGGAAGUCGAGCUCCAGUGUGCAUUUGAUGCCGCAGAGCAACAACAAAACCAGUAUAGUAAGCACUGCAAAAGAAACACCCCCAGUGCAGACGUCCAUGGAGCCUCAAACAACUGUUGUCCAUAAUGCUACAGAUGGCAUAAAGGGUUCCACAGAGAGCUGUAACACCACUACCGAAGAUGAAGAUCUGAAAGCUGCCCCGCUCUCCACCGGGGAUGGCAGCUCAGUGCUUGAAGGACGGAGGCACAGUGAGAGCAAAACACAGACUGAAUCCAUGCAGUCCCAGCUUUCUCUCUGUUUCUCAGCCACUACAAAGUCUUGUGAAGAGAAGCUUCUUGCCUGGGACAGCCCAGGGCAGACAUUGGAGUUAGAGCGAGCUCGGUCGGAGCCUUUGCUAACUCCAGUAGUUCCCUUUGUACUUAACCGCGCACCGUUGCGCAAACAAGAGAUCAUUAAGAUAACGGAGCAACUAAUAGAAGCCAUCAACAACGGAGACUUUGAGGCUUAUACAAAAAUCUGUGAUCCUGGCUUGACCUCAUUUGAACCUGAAGCACUGGGGAACCUGGUGGAAGGAAUGGAUUUCCACAAGUUUUACUUUGAGAACUUACUGUCAAAGAACAGCAAGCCGAUACAUACCACCAUCCUGAACCCACACGUCCACGUCAUUGGCGAAGAUGCUGCCUGCAUUGCCUACAUCCGCCUGACACAGUACAUCGAUGGCCAAGGCCGGCCCCGCACCACACAGUCGGAAGAGACCCGUGUUUGGCACCGCCGAGACGGCAAGUGGCUGAACGUCCACUAUCACUGCUCUGGAGCGCCCGCAGCACCUCUCCAGUGAGGAUCCAACACGGCGACUUGUGGUGAUACCCAGCUGGAGGGCAAUAUCUUCCUAGCGAGCAGCUCUGGAGUGCCUGAGUGACAGCGACGGUCAUGUCUGUUCUGACGUUAAAAAACAAAAAUACAAAUUACAAACAGGCAGCAGCCAAAUGCACGAAACCCUGCAUGCAUCUGAUGCUCCGGGCGCUGCCUUCCUGUUGUUUUCCAUGGAUCCAUCGUGUCUGUUUCUGCUGUACGAAGGUGUUUUUAAAUCUAAAACAAAAAAAAAGACAACUUGUUUGUAUAAAAUAAUAAAAAACAGGAAUAAUGCUAAAUAAAUGACAGAUUAUCCAACAUGCCCCCUCCCCCAGGGCUAUGAAAUGGCAGCAGCUGGACAUCUUUCAGAAAUGAAGUGGGGGGGGAAGCAAAAGUGAAGGAGAGAGAAAGAGAGAGGGAGAGCAGAAAAGGAGGCGGCUUGAGCAGUGGCCGGCUGGGCUGUGCUCCACGAAGCCACGGUGAAGGUUACCAUCGCACUCAGGCUGUAGCGCGGCAUCAGUCGGCCAGAGGUGGCGAGGGGACCCCAGAGGAGCCGGUGUGAAGACUUGGGGUUCGAGAGGGAGGAGGCGCUUCUCUCCCUGGUGCCCGGCAGAUGGACUUCAGCCUGAGGUUCCUCUUGGAUUCCUGCACAGCAAGAACGCUAUGGAAAGCCAGUUGCUUGGCUGCUGGAUCCCAAGACAGACUUAUUUUUUUCUCUUUGUAAAGAAAAAAUGGGAUGUUGAUUUAAAACUAAAGGUGGAAGUAGGGAUUGAAAAAAAUGGGUUUAAGUGAAUAUAACUUAAAUAGAAGCUUGCUCUUCGGAAAUAUUGGUUUUAGAAACAGCUACUACCUGGCCAAGCACGGAGGUUUGAAGCCAGCUUAUUUAAUGUAACGAAACCAAACCAAACAAGUGUUGCAUUAAGAGCAGAGAUGUUAGAGGAAGAGGGUACAUGUAUGGGAUUCUCUGUUCCUUUCUAGUAGCAUAGCUGGGAUCCACAGUGCUGCAGAACACGUGUUCCUUAGGAAGCAGACAGCAAGCAUAGUGUUAUGUUCUUCAUGAAGACUUGCACAUACACUCCUAUACGAGGCAUAAAUAGUGUGUGUUUUUUAUACGGAAAUAUAUGCACCCAUAGAACUCGAGGGGCUUCCUGGCCCCCUGUUUGGUUCGUUUGGUCUCCGAGUAAAGCCACAGUGGGAGCCAGCAGCCCCAGCCUGGUGCUCCUCCCACCACAGCCCCAUCCCAUGUUUGUAAGCGUCAUGUUUCCUAGUGUUUCUUUGGGUAAGUUUUCUAUUUUUUACAGUGAUGUUGUAACACAGAGAACUAUCAGAUCAGAACCUCAGAACCCACAGGGAAGGACUCCAGGCCACCUCCCGGUGUUGCUUCUGGGUGUUGAAGGAUACCUCAGGAAGCCGAGGGGACAGGGAACUGGCACGAGUGAUCUGGUGUUUGUCCUUUGAGCCAAGACACGUCCUCUCUUUUUCCGUGCUGCAAAAGGAGCCCAUUUCCUUUGUCCUUUUGGUGGGGAACAUGGAAGUGUUUGUUGUCCUUACCCAGGAGGGAGCUCAGCCCCAAGAAGAAAAUGGCCUUUCUGGCAGACUGAUAGGAUUUGUCUUGACCAAGGGAAGGCAUCACUUCCAGCAGCUGGGAUAAGCUGCUGAAUUUCUGUCUGCCCCUUAUCGUUUUUUGGAUCUUUGGAGGGAGUUAAAGCAAUUGCAUUGACAUCAGACUAAGAGUGAGGCAACCUUUUUACAGACUAUGGAAGAGAAGAAAGCCCAUUUGGAAUUUUAAUCCUUUAAGAGAAUGCAGAAACUAAAAGCUGUCACACCAAGUGGAGCUGUUGCUUUCCCGGAUGAAGGGAAAGACCAUCCCCACCUCCCAGGUUUGUCUGAGCAAACACCCUUUUCUCCCUCCCCCCACUACCCCAAGGAGGAGCAGGGGAUUGAACCUGUGGGGGCAAACACUAGAUUUUAUAUUUCGAAGUGUUUUUAAGGCAGCACUAAGCCAGUGGGUGGAGAAGUGAAAAGCCUUGAUAUUUUAUUCGGAUAUUUUAAAGCCAGAAGGAGAGCGGAAAGCAGAGAUAACAAUGAUGCCAUCAGAAAAAGAGAAAUACAAAGCAUUAUGCAUGCCUUCUUUAGGUCUGAUCUUCCUUGUCUCUUUACCUGAUGAUUAUUACUAAUUAAAAAGAACCCCCUCUGUAUUAAGUAUCUGCAUCUUUCAGAGAAAAUUGAAAAAGAACAGAGCUGUUGGGGUUUUUGGUUUUGCACAGUCUUGGAGACAAACUCUCUUUUCGGUUUUUUGUUUGUUUGUUUUGUUUCCUUUUAAGUUAAUGAGACCCUUAGCUUGGUAUGGCCAUUAUCAAACACAGCUGUACACCUUUAGCAUCCUUAAUGUUCUCUUAUGGGGCUAUAUAAGCAUCUAUAUAAUAUAUAUUAUAAAUAUCACAUUUUAAACAGGAAAUGGAAGGCAUUUGAUGCAGAAUUUUUGCAUGACAUAGAAAUAACUAAAGUUAGCUAGUGUUUGUUUGUUUGGUCUGAAUGUUGGUAGAACCUUCAUAGCUUUGUUACAAUGAAACCUUGAACUGAAAAUAUUUAAUAAAAUAACAUUUAAACAGUGCAAGGGUUUGGGUGUCA
Molecule: messenger RNA, 4610 nt
Organism: Cuculus canorus (common cuckoo)
Lineage: Eukaryota; Metazoa; Chordata; Aves; Cuculiformes; Cuculidae
Gene: CAMK2G
Product: calcium/calmodulin dependent protein kinase II gamma
Exons: 23
Coding region: 139-1965 (608 amino acids)
Biological process (GO): protein phosphorylation
Cellular component (GO): neuron projection; cytoplasm
Molecular function (GO): calmodulin binding; ATP binding; calcium/calmodulin-dependent protein kinase activity
Source: RefSeq, a predicted model, not a curated record